AUGAACGGGAUGCCUGGUACCCCAGACGACAAGCCCCAACGGGCAACAGCUGCUCAGCUGGCAAGCAGAAAAAUCAAGGACGUUCGCAAGCGCCCGCGUCCUACUACGGCUGCUCCAGCCGCUCCAGGUUUUUCUUCAGGAUUCACAGCUCCGACAGAUCAACCGGCCGGGUUCUCUUUUGGGCAGAGCCAGAGCUUCCCUCCAAGCCAGCCUGCGCAAAGUAAUCCAGCGCCGUUUUCAUUCGGGGGUAGUAGCCAACCGAGCUUCAACUUUACUGGCUCAUCUUUUGGCAGCACCGACUCUGCCCCUUCAACUAAUCCGUUUGCGAGUAGCUCCUUCGGUGCCACUAUCCCUCCUUCAUCCCAACCCGCACAAAGCACGGCAUUCUCAUUUGGUGGAGCGGGAGCUGGCGCAAGCCAAUCUACUCCUCAACAAACCUCCUUCUCAUCCGGCGUGUUUGGCGGCCAGCAGAAUCCAAGCUCGACUACUGCCAGCAACCUGUUUGGCCCGUCAGCUGCGAACAAUUCCAGCGCCAAUCCCGUCGCAGAUUCGAUGCAAAUGUCCCCUGAUUCGAAGCCUAAGAAUUCUGCUUUGAACCAAACAUCCUUCCAGAAUCGAAACAUCUUUGGUAACUCGGACGCAUCCAGCACGCCCAACGUGUUUGCCCCUAAGCCAUCUGCUACGCCAGCUGUAUCUACACCUUCACAGGCAUUCGGAACUUCCUUGCCACCAACAACUACCCCAUCUCUCACUUCGGCCCCUUCGACGAUCUUCGGAUCAUCAGCUAUUAACUCCAUCUCGGCUGCAACUUCUACACCUGCAAAGCCAUUUGGCUCACUUUUCCAAUCCACCCCUUCAACUUCUGUGCCCUCUGAGUCCGAGAAGAAAGACGCCCCCGCAAUGGGUGCUACUACCGGAUUCUCAUUCACUCCAGUGACAUCCAAACCCGCUGAAAAGGAAGUGAAUGCUGGGUUCUCAUUCACUCCGGUGACAUCCAAACUAGCCGAACCAAAAGAAGUGAAUACUGGGUUCUCAUUCACUCCGGUGACAUCUAAACCAGCUGAACCAAAGGAAGUGAAGGCGGCCCAAGAUUCAACUCAACCCAGUCCAUCUCUCUCUUCCAUUUUUGGAAGUACUCCUGCCGCCUCACCAAAUCCUUUUGCGCCCAAGCCCGCUGAGCAGUCAGCACCAAGCAACAUUUUUGCACCAAAGCCUACAGAAGAUACUUCAUCCAACAAAUCUUCCCUUCCAUCAGCCUCAGAAAAGACGGCUGCAGCACCUACCUCUCUAUUUGGAGCCUCCGCUUCACAGCCAGCGGUCUCUAGCCUUUUUGGCUCUUCGUCUGCACAAGGUUCGCAGAGUAACAUCUUUGGACAGAGCCCAGUUACCAACGGAUCCACUGCAGCCCCUCAGAAAGCUUUUGGUAACAUCUCUUCUCCUAAGCCAGCUGCGGAGCAAAAAACCUCCGCCAACAUCUUCGCACCCAAACCAGCUUCAGCUGAGACCCCAGCGGCAUCUGCGUCAUCCAGCUUCAACAUGUUUGGACAGAAACCCGCCGUGGACCAGGGAUCUGCAAAGAAGGAAUCCGUUGGAAAUAUGCCACCAUCUACACCCGCCUCAUCCGCUCCUGGCAAUGCAUUCUCGUCCGAGAAAGCCGCAGAGCCUGCACCAGUGACUUACGCCGACGGCCGCCCCUUGAAUAUUUUUUCUACUCUAAAUCCCGGUGGCCCCGGAGCCCCUACGGCAAACCCGCAUAACUGGACACCAAAGCCCGGCACAUACAAGGCGCCAGUUGUGAACGGCAAACCCUACGGCGAUAUUCCGAUGCCUAAUUUCCGCGAUCUGUCCCCAGAACUUCAGGAUGAAUGUGAACUUAUGUGGAAGGUCCGCACCCUGGACCAGUCUUUCAAGGCGCAGAUUGCCGCACUUGAACCUGGAGAGCACCUGUUUGAUAACACUAUUCUCUUUUACAUGAGAGUUCGCUGGUCGCUUGGUCUUCCAGUUCAGAAGCGACCGGAGCACAUGCCUCCUGCCACACAUCUCUAUACCCAUCCCGAGGUCCCAGUUCCCCCUAAGAAGCAGCAUCCAGCAACAGCUGAGGUGCAAGCUAACGGCAACACCAACGGCACCAAAACUCCUGCAACCUCUAGCCUUUUUGCAAAGCCAUCUUCUGUUCCUACGAACAAGAAUGAUGCUACGGCCGUUUCUUCCCCAAAGCCACUGAACUCCGCCGCUCCUGCCCCUAGUGAUUCUGCAGCUUCUUCUGCAGCUCCUAAAUUUGCAGCCCCUACUACAACUCCCACAUUCACUCCUCCCGCAGCUCCUGCACUGCCGAAAUUUGGCAGUGGUUCUGGCGGCGACUUCAUGGCGCAAUUUGCGAAGAAGGCAGCUCAAAGUGCGGCGGCAGAAAAGGCUAAGCGCAAAGCGGAAGAUUUCGAUUCUGAUGAGGACGACGAGGAAGAAUGGGAACGUCGCGAUGCCGAGGAACAAGAAAAGAAGCGCGCAAAGAUUGGCGUUGCAACUGGAAAGAAGUCUGUGUUUGUUGAGGGCAAAGGGUUCCAGUUGGUUGAUGAUAAUGAGUCUAAGCUACCUAUGGUAGCCCCUGCUGCGUCUACCUCUAUGGAGAAGUCUCCUGCAGCCACUCAAUCACCCGCUCCGUCUUCGGCGCCAUCCCCGGCUGCCUCGAUAUUUGAAUCAUCCAGUCGUCCUCUCACAAACUCAGAGAAUAUCUUUGGUCGCAUCACUGCUACGCCUCAACCUGCAGAUGAUUCAAAGGACAGCGAUGCAUCUGAUGACGAGGACAGGCCUACUUUGUCCAAGCGUCAGGCUUCAGAAGAGGCUUCGGAAGAUACGGAAGCAUCUAAGCGAACUAAGACCGACGAUCUCUUUGCUCGAAUCAAAUCCCCAGCUCCUACACAGGAAUCGGCGUCGGCUACUUCCAAGGCCAAUCCAUUUGGGUCUAUCAAUACUUCUACUUCCACUUCCUUCGGAAAUAACUCCCUGUUCGCAGCAACUCCCACUGCAGCAACUCCAUCCAUGCUCGCCGCAACAUCUUCGCCUGCGCCGACCCCAUCCGUGUUCUCAUCCACACCUGCACCGGUUCCAUCUCCAUUCGGAGCGUCUACAUUCGGAGCAUCUAAGCCUGCGGCGAACUCAACCCUGUUUGGGGCAUCUACAUCCACGCCAAAACCGUCCAUGUUUGGAGCGUCUACUACAACCGCGCCAAAGUCAAACCUGUUUGGAGCGUCCACUACACCCGCGCCAAAGUCAAACCUGUUUGGAGCGUCCACUACACCCGCGCCGGCUGAUAACACCUGGAAGCCAAAUUCGCCCAUCAAGUUCUCUGGUGCCGAGACCUCUGAGAAUAAAACCACCGAAAACAAGACUACUGAAAACAAACCCACUGAAACCAAACCCGCCGAGCCCACCGAUGAAGAACUCGGUCCCGGUGCUUACUUCAACUUGGCAGAAACAGCCGGUGGAGAAACAGGCGAAGAAUCCGUCUUCCAGUGCCGUGCUCGUGCUUUCAAGCUCGCUAAGGGUAAGGGCUGGGAGUCCCAGGGUACUGGAUUUGCGAACCUCCUUGUGAAUCAGAGCGGUCGUGCCCGAAUCGUUCUCCGUGCGGACCCAAGUGGCUCUAUCAUCCUCAAUGCACUCCUCAAGAAGGAGAUCGAAUACAAAUUCACCAACAAGAAUUCCGUUCAGUUCUUCGUCCCCCAGGCAGGUGGCGACCCUGAGCAGUGGGCUAUUCGUGUUAAGGUGGAAAUCGCCCAGUCCUUCCAUGAGAAGGUCGAGGCCAUCAAGAACUAG
Penicillium malachiteum is the source of this 3810-nucleotide messenger RNA. RefSeq lists its product as uncharacterized. Gene Ontology annotation, biological process: intracellular transport. The record is from RefSeq and is a predicted model, not a curated record. The coding region runs from base 1 to 3810 and encodes 1269 amino acids. The transcript has 2 exons. Lineage: Eukaryota; Fungi; Ascomycota; Eurotiomycetes; Eurotiales; Aspergillaceae.